UUCCCCCAAAUGUAUUCGAUUUUCAAUUUCCACACACACAAAAAAUCUCUUUUCAUUUUUUAUUCGGAGCUAAGAGUGUCUGUUUUCAUUGGCGGUAACUCUUAAGCUAUUAUUUGUGGUGUUCCAUUCUUGCUUAUAAGUUUUGGACUUUAAGGUAAGUCUUUAUCUGCAGUAAAGCUUUUCCUCAGAUUCCUUGUGGCGUGUAUUUCAGGCAAAUUAUAACCCUUUAUGCAUUCCCACUAGGAAUCCUUAGCUUUGUGAAUUGUAGUAAAAGUGAAAGCUUUUGGUCAAGUUCUUAGUUCUUCUGCCAUGAUUUAAAGGUCCCUUUUUUAACCUCUGUUUUUUUUUUUUUGAGAAUUUUGGUACUGAAUUUCAAGCAAAACCCAAGGUUGGAAUUUUCCAGGAAAUGUGAAUUUUCAAGCAAAAAGAUGACAUCUUUUAGUGGAUUAGGGAUAGGUUUAAGCUUAGUUUUUGGUUGUCUCUUUUUGGCACUUGUUGCUGAGCUUUACUAUUUGCUUUGGUGGAGGAAGAAGAGAAUUGUUAGCAGCUCACAGGUUGAAGAUGAUUAUAGCAAAUAUGCAAAGGAACUCAUUCACCUUUUCUGCUGGAAAAAGUCUUCUCCUUUGCAUGCACCAUCCACCCAUGGAGAUUUAGGCAUCAAUGGAGUUGUUGAGCCAGAUUUGGAGCAUGGUUCAACCAAGGAUUUGCUGCUAAAGGGGUUUGGUGAAGAAGGUGUUGAAUCAGAGCUAAUGAGGCUCCACAACCUUGCUGGUCCACCAAGAUUCCUCUUCACUAUCAAUGAAGAAACAAAGGAAGACCUUGACUCAGAAGAUGGGAGGUCUAAAGGUGAAAAAAGCAGGAAAGGAUCAAGAACAAGGAGCUUGAGUGACCUUAUGUUAACCAUUGACACCCCUUUGGCUUCUCCUCCACCAUUGAACCCCUUAGAUUCUUACCACCACCAAGGAUUCAACCCUCUCUUUGAAUCAUCGACAGAUGGUGGUGGUGAGUUAAACAAGCUGAGACCUUCUUCUUCUUCAUCACCCCCUCCAAAGUUCAAGUUCUUGAGGGAUGCAGAAGAGAAGCUUUUGAGGAAAUUGAUGGUGCUUGAAGCUGAGAAAAGGGCGCAUAGAAAUGGAGGUAGUCUUCAAGAUUCUGGUGUUAAAGCAGCAAUUUUAGCAGAUGAGAUAAUAGAAGGGUCUUUCUUAAAAUUCAUUGUAGGGGAACCACUCCAGUAUUUGCCACAGUACGCUUCAACUUCUUCUCAGAUACUGCCAUUGCCUUCUUCUCCUUCAUCAUUCAGACCACUAGACAAGAAAGACAAGUAUGCAUUUGGUUCCUGAAUCCUGUCUUGCUGCUAGAUGAGUUUUUUUGGUUAAGUUUAUUAUUCUUUUAAUCUACUAAUUAAUUCCUCAAGAUGCUUUACUUGUGUAUUAGUGUUUUCCCCCUUUUGGCCAAAUACUUGUGUAUCAUAGGUUAAAAUAUGCCACGGGUUCUUGUAUUUUUCACAAAAUUGGAAUUUAAUCCUUGUACUUUCAGAGUUUAA
Molecule: messenger RNA, 1543 nt
Organism: Gossypium raimondii (Peruvian cotton)
Lineage: Eukaryota; Viridiplantae; Streptophyta; Magnoliopsida; Malvales; Malvaceae
Exons: 1
Coding region: 429-1340 (303 amino acids)
Source: RefSeq, a predicted model, not a curated record